Dimorphilus gyrociliatus is the source of this 1732-nucleotide messenger RNA. Lineage: Eukaryota; Metazoa; Annelida; Polychaeta; Dinophilidae. The record is from the annotation of a GenBank genome assembly.
GUCCUUUUUCAAGGUCAAGGUGACCCCGCCGACAAACUAAUAAAUAGGGAGUCCAUUCUCAUUCGUUCGCUCGCAGAAUUCAAACGUAAGUAAUUUAAAUUUAAACAAUCUAGAUGAAAAUGCUUUGAAUGGUUAAGUGCUUUAUUAUUGUCAUGUAACCUAUUUAGUCAUGUUAAUGUUCUUCUUAGAACAGCAACACGACUUAUGAUAAUCAGUAACCCUGGAAUAACCUUGAAAAUUCAACCGUUCUUAAGAUUGUCGAAGAGUCUUUUAUUGCGUAUGCUGCUUAUUUUUUUUUUAGAAAUUCAGCUGUUAAUUAAAAAUACUAUGCUUAAUGGUGUAAUACAUAGACGAAUGACUUAGAUAUCGGACGAAUGAAAUUAAUCAAUUCAAAUUCUUUUCUAUAUCCCAUACAGAUAGAAAUAUGUCUAUAAAAGCCAUAAAAGCCCGUCAAAUUUUUGACAGCCGUGGUAAUCCAACUGUCGAGGUAGAUUUAACUACUGAUAAAGGCAUGUUCAGAGCUGCCGUACCCAGUGGAGCAUCAACUGGUAUCUACGAAGCUUUGGAAAUGCGCGAUAAGGCUACAGAAUACCAUGGAAAAGGUGUCUUGAAAGCAGUAAACAAUGUCAAUACUGUUAUCGCAGAAGCUCUUGUUGAUAAGCCUCUAGAUCUAACUAAACAAGACAAAAUGGACAAAUUGAUGAUUGAUUUGGAUGGAACUGAAAACAAAGCCAAAUUGGGAGCAAAUGCUAUUUUGGGCGUUUCUAUGGCAAUCUGCAAGGCCGGAGCCGCUGCAAAAGGCGUGCCAUUGUACAAGCACAUCGCUGAAUUGGCAGGAAACAAAGAACUUAUCUUGCCAGUUCCAGCAUUCAAUGUCAUCAACGGCGGUUCUCACGCUGGAAACAAAUUGGCCAUGCAAGAAUUUAUGUUGCUACCAACUGGAGCGAAAUCUUUCACUGAGGCCAUGCGAAUGGGUUCUGAGACCUAUCACCAUUUGAAAUCUGUCAUCAAAGCCAAGUAUGGCCAAGAUGCUUGCAACGUGGGAGAUGAGGGUGGAUUUGCCCCUAACAUUCAAAAUAAUGAGGAAGGUUUGGAGCUAUUGAAAACCGCAAUUGAAAAGGCUGGUUAUACUGGAAAAAUAAAGAUCGGUAUGGAUGUUGCUGCAUCUGAAUUCUGUAAGGAUACCAAAUACGAUUUGGAUUUCAAAAAUCCAAAAUCUGAUCCAGCAAGCUGGAUUUCAUCCUCAAAAUUAUUGGAUAUCUACAAAGGAUUUGUCAAGAAUUACCCCGUUGUCUCAAUUGAAGAUCCCUACGAUCAAGAUGAUUGGGAUGCCUAUGUCGAAAUGUGCAAAGCCCUUGACAUUCAAAUAGUCGGAGAUGAUCUACUCGUUACCAACCCAAAAAGAGUACAAACUGGUAUUGAUAAGAAGGCCUGCAAUGCUCUCUUGUUGAAAGUUAACCAAAUAGGAAGUGUAACUGAAGCAAUGGAAGCUUGUAAAAUGUCUAUGGAUGCUGGUUGGGGUGUUAUGGUCUCACACAGAUCAGGAGAAACAGAAGAUACCUUCAUUGCCGAUUUAGUUGUUGGCUUGUGCACUGGACAAAUUAAGACUGGAGCACCCUGCAGAAGCGAAAGAUUGGCAAAAUACAACCAAUUGUUGAGAAUUGAGGAAGAUAUUGGCCAAGGGGCUAAGUACGCAGGAGAACACUUCCGUAACCCCAAGGGUAAAGUGUGA